Molecule: messenger RNA, 609 nt
Organism: Opisthocomus hoazin
Lineage: Eukaryota; Metazoa; Chordata; Aves; Opisthocomiformes; Opisthocomidae
Source: RefSeq, a predicted model, not a curated record
AUGGGCAGAGGACGGCCCAGCCGGCUGCGGGGGCCGUGUUACCUCCGCGACUGGGAGAUGCAGGUGCAUUUUAAAAUCCACGGGCAAGGCAAGAAGAACCUGAACGGAGACGGCUUUGCCAUCUGGUACACCAAAGACCGCAUGCAGCCAGGGCCUGUCUUUGGAAGCAAGGAUAACUUCCUGGGCCUGGGAGUGUUCGUGGACACCUACCCAAACGAGGAGAAGCAGCAGGAGGCUCAGAAGAGGAGGUACAGCCCGGGAAACCAGCGCGUCUUCCCCUACAUCUCGGCCAUGGUGAACAACGGCUCCCUCCCCUACGACCAAUCUCUGCCUGGGGAGCUGGCAGACAACCACGACAUCAUUUCGCUGAAGCUUUUCCAGCUGACGGUGGAGCGGACGCCGGAGGAGGAGAAGCACGACAGAGAGGUGUAUCUGCCAGUGGUGGACAACCUGAAGCUGCCGGGAUUGGAGGCCCCGCUGGAGCCCAUGAGCGGCCUGGCUCUCUUCUUAAUUGUCUUCUUCUCCCUCGUUGCCAUCGUUUUCGCCAUCGUCAUUGGAGUCAUCGUCUACAACAAGUGGCAGGAGCAGAGCCGAAAACACUUCUACUGA